UGCCGGGGCGGCCCGGCCCGGAGGGGAGGGGCAGCGACCGCCCCUCGCUCGGGCUUACGGGAAGUGAUGUCGCCUUGACGGAAAACACACGCUCGCUGCCUAAAACAGGGCAGGGGCCAGAGGGACUCGGCGCUGGCCGGAGCAGCGCGGGGAGCUGCCGCUAGAUGAGGAAGCAGAGAGACAGACAGAAGUGAUUCAGGAAGGAGCUGAGAAUAGGACCUACCUGUCCUGCCUUCAGGUGAAGUCAGUAGGAAUGCAGAAUGGAGCCUAGGAGUCUCUACAGUGCUGAUGAAGAUUGAUCAAGAAGAGCUGGCAAGGAGAGCUAAUAUUUGGCUAUUUUGUGGGGUAAAAGCUAAGAUGAAAACCAACUUUCUUUGCAUGGAUGUGGUGUUCAAGAGAUCCAAACUGCAUCAGCACUGGGAAACUUGUAAUUAAAGUAGAUCUGGAAAACUACAGAUCUAGUUCCUGUUAAUCCCAGAAACAGGAAUUGAGUCUUCAGAAGUAGUGAAGCCACAUUCAUAUCUCUUGGAAAGUGGUUGUGAAAUGUGGGAUUCCGUCUUCAUUGUGCCUAGAGGUGGUCUACAAAGAUCUCACUAUGUCUGAUGGAGACUACGAUUACCUCAUCAAAUUCCUAGCACUUGGUGACUCGGGAGUAGGAAAGACCAGCAUCCUUUACCAGUACACAGAUGGCAAAUUUAAUUCCAGAUUUAUCACAACAGUGGGUAUUGACUUUCGGGAAAAGAGAGUGGUGUAUAGAUCCAAUGGGCCAGAUGGCAUUAGCGGCAGAGGACAGAGGAUACAUCUGCAACUGUGGGAUACUGCAGGACAGGAAAGGUUUCGUAGCUUGACAACAGCUUUCUUCAGAGAUGCUAUGGGCUUUCUUCUCCUCUUUGAUCUGACAAAUGAGCAAAGCUUUCUCAAUGUCAGAAACUGGAUAAGCCAGCUACAAAUGCAUGCGUAUUGUGAAAGCCCUGAUAUUGUAUUAUGUGGAAACAAAAGUGAUAUGGAAGACCAGAGAAUGGUGAAAGAAGAGGAGGCAAAGGAACUUGCAGAAAAAUAUGGGAUACCAUAUUUUGAAACAAGUGCAGCUAAUGGAACUAAUGUGAGCAAGGCAGUUGAAACUCUGCUUGACCUUAUCAUGAAGCGCAUGGAACGGUGCGUGGACAAGUCAUGGAUACCCGAGGGGGUAGUACGGUCCAAUGGACACAGCUCUACUGAGCAGCUACAUGAGGAGAAAGAUAAAGGCAAAUGUGGUUGUUGAGAAACAAACUUUAUUGCAACAAUUAAAUUAACAUAUUUAUGUUAAAGUAUAGUACAGUUGCAGCUUAAUGGAUUCAUUUAUGGACAGCUCUUACCAUAUGGAUAUAUAGUAACAAAGCUGUAUUAAUUAUUGGUAUUUGCUUUCUAACAACAUUAACCAUUGCUUGGCAAAUGUUUAAUUUAUUAGCAGUUAGCCAGACAUAUGUUUGUUUAGGUUUGGUGCAACAUUGGACACUCUCAACUUUCAGUAUCUUUGACUGGUUUACCAUUGUUACAGACUAUGGAGGUCUUUAAGUCCAAUUUGAACAGAAAUGUUCCAUCAUUACAGCAGUAAUGAUAAACAGCAAACUGUAUGUGCUUUGCAAAAGCAGGCAAAUAAUUUUUCCGUGUUUUUUCAUGAAUUAUUCGUUUCUAAUGAUGGAAAUUAUCCGUUUCUAAUGGAAUAAAAAGCUGUCUGGAGAAAUGCCAAGAUGACACUUGUACAGCACUAGUGCUAUGCCAUGCAGUUUUGAACUUGAUCUCCUAAACUCCAACUGUACUAUAGGAAAGAUUCAGUACAUUAGAAUAGAUCACCUAACAUGAAUUUCAAGAACGUGCUGAGGCAUAUACAUACCAAGGGCAGGUCUACACUUAAAAUGAUCUAUUGGUGCAGCUGCGCCACUGCCCUCUGAGACAGUAGUUAUGUCGACAGGAGAAGCUCUCUGAUCGGCAUAGCACUGUCUAUACGAGGGGUUAGGUCGGGAUAACUGACUCAUUCAGGUGUGGAUUUUUCAUACUCCUGAGCAAUGUAGUUAUACCGAUAUAGGUCUGCAGUGUAGAUCAGAUGGUAGAUGAGGUGUGUUUAUGAAUGGAUACGUUUUAUAUACAAACUCUUUUAUGUUUUAACAGGAAUUUAGGGCAAGCUAAGUGCCAGCAAAAUUUCACCAGAGCUAGUGCUUUGCACUGAAUGUGUUUGUACCAAGCGUACACUUGGAACAUUUCUUCUUCAAAUUUGGACUGAAAAUUUUAAUAUUGGUCUUAUUCUGGUGAGCUAUAACUGCCUAAGAUAUCAAUGCUGUUUAAAUUAGUAUAUCUGUAAAUUUAUAAAGCUGGUUUUCUUCUGUUUACCUCUGGGUCCUGUACAUCUUGUACACGUUUUGUAUGUGUUUUGUUCAUUCCCUUUAAAGUCUCACCUAAAGUAUGUUUUGAUUCUGUAAAGGAAUACUCUUUCUGGUGGAUGAUCAUUUGUAUUUAUCCUCAGAUAUGAUACAAGGAAUAAUCAGUAUUUUUUUACAUUUCUUUUCAACCUGAUUAUGUGAUAUGCCUAAUAAACUGUUUUCUACUGUAGCAGGUUCAUAUAACUCUAAAAUAUUGCCAAGUAAAGUCUCAACAUGCCAAAUUCAGAGUCUUUUUAUAGACUUCUCAUAGCAAUUUGUUUACAGAACUCCAAAGCUACUGCUGCUUUUAGAAAUUAAAUAUUUAUUUAUUUAAAAGUGCUAGUUAUUUUGGCUACCACAUGCUCGGGCAAACUUCUACAGUCAGAUGGCAGCAUGAGAUGUCAUGUAAUAUAUUUUUAAUUAAAAAAAAUUGAAUGUUAAAAGGACCAAAAAUGUGUGCUAGAAAGGUAUCUGAGAAGAAAGUGAUAUCUUCACUGAAUUGAAUAGAAACUUUGAUGUAAAUUUUCAGUUGCUUUUUAGAAAUAUAGAAAGUGUUAAAACUCAUUGCUAGCUGUCAAAAAAACAUUCCAUAAAGCAAUGUGUUUGUUCUUUAACAAACAAAAUGUAAAUAUUAGACUUUUAUCACAACCUACCCAGGAGAUAUAACCAUGUGCAAUAUAACUUGAAUGCUAAGGCACUAUGACAGAAGUUAAAGCAUUUUAUAUUGUAUGAAUUACUGUAUU
Molecule: messenger RNA, 3139 nt
Organism: Mauremys reevesii (Reeves's turtle)
Lineage: Eukaryota; Metazoa; Chordata; Testudines; Geoemydidae
Gene: RAB27A
Product: RAB27A, member RAS oncogene family
Exons: 9
Coding region: 596-1261 (221 amino acids)
Biological process (GO): positive regulation of exocytosis; melanosome transport
Cellular component (GO): secretory granule; melanosome
Molecular function (GO): GTPase activity; GTP binding
Source: RefSeq, a predicted model, not a curated record